Messenger RNA from Solanum verrucosum, 1458 nucleotides. RefSeq lists its product as uncharacterized. The transcript has 3 exons. The record is from RefSeq and is a predicted model, not a curated record. NCBI's taxonomy places the organism in Eukaryota, Viridiplantae, Streptophyta, Magnoliopsida, Solanales, Solanaceae. Bases 1 to 1458 code for a protein of 485 amino acids.
AUGGUAUCUUGGGAGUUUAUUGAGGAAGCACUUCAUGGAUAUGGUUUUCCAGAAACCUUCACUAGACUAGUGAUGAACUGUGUGACUUCAACAAAAUUUUCCAUCAAGGUAAAUGGCGAAAAUUAUGGAUAUUUUAAAGGGAAGAGAGGAUUGAGGCAGGGGGAUCCAAUGUCAUCAUUGCUAUUUAUGUUGGUCAUGGAGUAUCUAUCUAGAGCACUACAGAAGGUAGGAGAACUACCAGACUUUAAGUUUCACCCAAUGUGUCAUAGCACCAAGCUAAACCAUCUGAUUUUUGCGGAUGACUUGAUGCUAUUUUGCAAAGGGGAUCUUAAGUCUAUAAGAAGGAAGAUAGAGGUGUUGAACCAUUUCAGUAGGGUGACAGGCCUUGUGGCAAAUCUGGACAAGUCUAAUAUAUUUGUAGCUGGGGUGGAUGAUGCUAUGAAGGAACAAAUAUUGCAGCUGACAGGAUUUACACUAGGUGAUCUUCCUAUCAGAUAUUUGGGCUUGCCAUUAUCAUCAAAGAAAUGGACAAAGAUAGAUUGCCAUCAACUGAUCGACAAGAUAACCAACAGGAUUACUAGUGCAUAUUCAAAAACAUUGUCAUAUGCAGGCAGAUUGCAGAUCAUAAAUGCUAUUGCUAGCAAGGCAGAUACACUAUGGAUAAGAUGGGUGCAUGGACUAAAUAUGAAAGACGAGCAAGAUUUUUGGACACAUACACCCUCUAAGGAUAGCAGCUGGUAUUGGAGGAGGCUUAACUCCAUUAAACUAACCAUGGGAAUGUGGUAUACUAAUGGAACCUACUGUCUAUUGACCAAUGGAGCAUAUAAUGUGAGUUGUAGUUACAACCAAUUACUGGGUAGGCAGUUGAAACUACCUGUAGCAGACUUGAUAUGGAACUCACUCAUGCUGCCUAGACACAGGUUUAUUAUAUGGCUAGCAAAUCAGGAAAAACAGCUAACGAAAGAGAGGAUGAUCAGACUGCAAAUGCCAAUAGAAGAUGACAAGUGUUGCCUAUGUGGAGAAAGCAAACUGGAGACUCAAGUACAUUUAUUUGCAGAAUGUACCUGGACAACAAAAGUGAAGGAAGCACUGGAGACUUGGUCGGGUAUUAAAAUACAAAAAACGGAAGUGACAGAAUGCCUAAAAUGGAUAAAAGGAAGACACUGGAAGCAAUAUAAGAAGGAAAUAGCUACAGCUAUAUGGGGAGCCAGAAUCUACCACACUUGGAGAGCAAGUAAUUGGAAACUAUUCAGAGGGACAAUAGUAAAUACAGAGAUUACAAUCACACAGACAAAGAAAGGGAUAGUGGAAAGAGUGGAUUACCUGAAGGAUAGUAGGAAAGCAAGGCUUUCUCAUGAGUAUGUCGAGGCAAAUUUGAAAUUGAAAGAUAAUGUUUUUGAUGGCCUCGAUGAUAUUGCUAAUCUAAAAGCUAAGGACUUCUUUGAGGAUCGAAAUUGA